AGGGUGUCUUUAGUAAUGCGGGUGUAUGGAUGUAUAGUGGAAUAUAAUAGUGUAAAUGUGUGCGCGUGUGUACAGGCAUAUGAUGGAGUAUGAGAGUUUUUGGAUAAUAUUGUCGUGAGUGUGUAGGUAUACGUGCAUAAUAUGACGUGAUGAUUUUAUAUGGAAUAGUACGAACGUGUAUGCGUAUAGGUAGUAUCAAGAGUGUUUGUGUAAGGUAUAGAUAUAGUUGUUGUGUGUGAAUAAUAUAUGACGUAGGAGUGAAGAUUAUAUGAUACUAUGACACAAUGAAGAGAAUGUGUGUCGCGUGCGUACAGUUAUGGUAGCGAGAAUAUGUAGAUAAUCACGGUGGUAGGAAUUAGACAGGUAGUAGAUGACAGUAAGGGAUAAAUGGUAGGUGAUAAGUGCUGGUAUAUCAUAACAACUCGGCUUAGACGUGUCAUUGGUAAAAAAAAUGAAUGGGAUAGAUAUAUAGUAAAAUGACAGAAAGUUAGAGAUAAUUAUUGAUAUGAGGUAAGAGAGAACAUACUAGAAAAUAAUAGAUAAUGACAGAGGAAAACAAGACAGCGUAAGGUAGAUGAAAAGUAUUGAGAUCACGUACAUGUGUCGGCAAAGGUUCCUGUUUUCGUUAAAAUCAAGAUCGAUCAUCAAUAAACUUUCUUUCAGUAUCUGAUGUGAACGGUUAUGACUGGUGUUUAGCUGAUGUGAUUAUAGUCUUUGGUAAUUGAGGAGGUUAUACAGAAAAUGUAGGUUACAUGUCGAUAUUGAAAAAAUAUAAACUAGAACAGUAACUGUAGACCAAAAGAAUAGAACGAGAAGCUAUGAUAUGAUUUAUGAAGAUUGUGUACUGUAUAAUACACAAGAACACAAUAGAUACAUCUAAUAAUAAGUAUGGUUAAGAGACUGGUCGAUGAUAUAAAUAUGGUUAAAAAAGACUGAUCGAUGAUAUAAAUAUGGUUAAAAAGACUGAUCGAUGAUAUAAAUAUGGUUAAAAAGACUGAUCGAUGAUAUAAAUAUGGUUAAAAAAGACUGAUCGAUGAUACAAAUAUGGCUAAAAAAAACUUGGUUAGGACUGGUUAUUAAUAUUGAAUUUAUAUAAUCGGGUAAACGAUUACUCAACAUGAAAUAUUAUGUACUGGAAAGAAACAAGUUUGCUUGAUACCAACAUAUGAAGGUAGUUAAUGGUUUGUUGAUAGUGUCGAUUACAAUAAUAGUCGAGAUUUCGGCGAUAUUUUCGACCCACUCUGACAACGGAUUUUCGAGAAAAUUUAUGGCCGAGUUGAACAAGGGACUGAAGAGUUCCAGUAAAAUUUUAGAAAAUUAUUGUAACGACACAAGAAUAUUUUCUGACAAUGAAUCUUCGAGAAAAUUUGUGGCCGAGUUGAAUAAGGAAUUGGAUAAUUCCAGUAAAAUUUUAGAAGACUAUUGUAACGACACAAGAAUAUUUUGCAAUGAUGAUGAUCAGAUUGUUGCCAUUUCAUUAAGUGAUGUUCAGCUGUCCGCUUUUCCUGCUAGUAUUACGAUAAUUAAAGAUACACUAGAGGGUUUAACAAUAGCAAAUGCUAAUUUGAAAGAUAACAUUCCAAGUGAAAUCUACAAACUGACAAAACUGCAAGAUCUGAGAUUAGGAGGGAACAGAUUUGCUGGUAAUUUAAGUGAUGAGAUUAAGCAUCUGAGUGGAUUACGUUAUCUUGACUUAGGCGGGUCAGCUCUGUCUGGUUCUAUACCUGACGGUCUGUGCUCGCUGACUAAAUUGCAAUACCUGAUAUUAAAAGAUAACUAUUUUGAUGGUAGUUUAAGUGAUAAAAUUGGGAGCCUGAAUCAAUUAUUGCAUAUUGAUUUAAGUAAUUUGGGUCUAUAUGGCCCGAUACCUGACAGUUUGUACUCACUAACAGAGCUGGAGUAUCUGUAUCUGCAAGGUAACAAUUUUAGUGGUAGUUUGAGUGAUGAAAUUAAGAAUCUGACUAAACUAAGCCAUCUUGACUUAAGUGGGUCAAGUCUAUCUGGUUUGAUACCUGACGGUCUUUACUCAUUGACUGAAUUGAAAUAUUUGAGAUUAAAAGGGAACAAUUUUAACGGUAGUUUAAGUGACAAGAUUGGAAACUUGAGUGGAUUGUAUUACCUUGAAUUAACCGGUUUAAGUCUAUCUGGUUCGAUACCUGAUAGUCUGUACUCGCUGAACAGGUUGAAAUAUCUGGUAUUGAGAGGAAAUAAUUUUAGUGGUAGCUUAAGUAAUAAUAUUAAGAGUCUGAGUAGAUUAUUGUAUCUUGACUUAAGUGGGUUAAGUCUAACUGGCUCGUUACCUGAUGGUCUUUAUUCGCUGACUCAACUAAUUGGGCUGAGGUUAGGAGGGAGCAAAUUUAUUGGUAGCCUGAGUGAUGAGGUUAAGGAGCUGAAGAAACUAAGUCAUCUUGACCUAAGUGGGUCAAAUUUGUCUGGUUCGAUACCUGAUGGCCUAUAUUCGCUAGCCAAAUUGAAACAUCUGGGACUGGGAGGGAAUAAUUUUGGUGGCGUUUUAAGUGGUAAUAUUGGGAAGUUGAGCAGAUUGGAGAACCUUGACUUAAGUAGGUCAAAUCUAUCUGGUUCGAUACCUGGUGGUCUAUAUUUACUAAAUAGGUUAGAACGUCUGAGAUUGGGAGGAAACAAUUUUAAUGGUCAUUUAAGUAAUAACAUUAAGAAGCUGAAUAGAUUAAGGGAUCUUGAUUUAAGUAACUCAAGUCUAUCUGGUAAAAUACCUGAUGGUCUGUACUUACUGGCCGAAUUGAGGUCUAUGAAUCUACAAGAGAAUAAUUUUAUUAGUCGUUUGAGUGCCAGCAUUGGAAAGCUGAGAAAAUUAUCAUACCUUAGCUUAAGCAACUCAAAUUUGUCUGGCUUGAUACCUGAUACUUUGUAUUCACUGACCGAGUUGAAAUAUCUGAACCUACGAGGAAACAAUUUUAGUGGUCGUUUAAGCACUAAAAUUGGGAAGUUGAGUAAACUAGAGAGUCUUGACCUAAGUGGAUUGCAUCUAUCUGGUUCGAUACCUGGUAGUCUAUAUUCGAUGACCGAAUUAAAAUAUUUGAACCUUGCUAACAAUAAUAUCAACGGUAGUUUGUCGUCUGAGAUUGGUAAUCUGACUAAUCUAAUCAAUCUGAGUCUGGGUUCCAAUGAAUUGAGUGGCACUAUACCAAAUGAAAUUGGUAAGUUAACUAAUCUGAAAGUUUUAGAAAUGCGAGAGAAUGAGUUUGAAGGUGAUAUUCCUGAUUUGAGUGGUCUGAUAGAGUUAGAGUAUAUGAACAUUAGCUCAACAAAACACAGUUUAAAUGCGAAAUGUGAUGAUGAGAUGUUACCUCCAUCUAUUGACAAAAAAAAAUGCUUAGUUAGACCUGUGAAUAGAUUGUGCAAUAACAUUACACGGUGUGAAUAUAGCAUUGAGCAUAUACCUAAAUCAUCAGCUGGUUCAAUAUUCUACACAUCUGGAUUGAAGAUGGUUAUUGUGAUGGUUAUGUAUAGAGCUGGAAUAGAGAUGAUAUUAAAUUCAAAUUUGGAGCUAUGAUGUAUGUGUGUAUAAGGGAUAAUAGAUAAAUUGGUAUAAAUAAGAGUGGAACGAUUGCAAUUU
Molecule: messenger RNA, 3595 nt
Organism: Schistocerca gregaria
Lineage: Eukaryota; Metazoa; Arthropoda; Insecta; Orthoptera; Acrididae
Exons: 3
Coding region: 1166-3532 (788 amino acids)
Molecular function (GO): protein binding
Source: RefSeq, a predicted model, not a curated record